This is a messenger RNA of Eucalyptus grandis, 746 nucleotides long. RefSeq lists its product as uncharacterized. Bases 6 to 746 code for a protein of 246 amino acids. The transcript is spliced from 4 exons. The record is from RefSeq and is a predicted model, not a curated record. NCBI's taxonomy places the organism in Eukaryota, Viridiplantae, Streptophyta, Magnoliopsida, Myrtales, Myrtaceae.
AAACUAUGGACCAUUCGGUCGUACUCUUCGACAAACAACAGCUAAUAAAGCUACAAAAUUUGGAGGCUAUAACCGUUGAAAAAUGUCAACUAAUACGAGAAGUAUUCGACCUUGAGGAACUGACAAUUAUGGGGGAUGUUGAGAUUCUAUGUCGAUUGACUAGAUUGACCUUGAGUGGCUUACCAAAUUUGGAACACAUAUGGACCAAGGAUCCAAGCAGAGCAUUGUGCUUUCGAAACUUAAAGGCACUGAAGGUGCAAAAUUGUGAGAACUUGAGGUUUCUUUUUUCUUCUUCCAUGGCUAAAGCACUCGUGCAGAUAAAAAAAAUCGAAAUAGUGAAUUGUGUACUGAUGGAAGAAGUUAUGUAUGUGCAAGAAGAAGAAUUAGUGGAAGCUUCAACCACUGACACUUUUGAGUUUCCUUCGUUAACCUCCUUGUCUCUUGUGGAAUUGCCAAAUCUCAAGACAUUCUCUUAUGGAAAGUACUGUAUUCACUUUCCAUCCUUAACAAGACUGACAAUUUCCGAAUGCAUCAAAAUGAUGAAAUUUUCUUCAUUCGAAGGAAGGCAACAGUUGAUGACAAAUGAUAUAGGUUUACAACAAGCAUUUGGUCAUAUCAACUCUGGCUUGUCCUUGCCCAGCUUCUUCAAUGAAAAGUCAGUGAAGCAAAUUAGUAGAAAUAAGAUCAUUAUUCUGUACCAAAAGAUUGGCACUUCGCGGUUCUUCUUCCAAUUUUGGAGGAAUUGA